Gigantopelta aegis is the source of this 1566-nucleotide messenger RNA. Its product is annotated as piggyBac transposable element-derived protein 3-like. Lineage: Eukaryota; Metazoa; Mollusca; Gastropoda; Neomphalida; Peltospiridae. The transcript is spliced from 4 exons. The record is from RefSeq and is a predicted model, not a curated record. Bases 1 to 1566 code for a protein of 521 amino acids.
AUGUGGUGUCCGUCGACCGUCAACAUUCACAUUUUCCACUUCUUCUCCAGUUCCACCAGUUCAGCCAGGCAGGUUCCAACGAAACUUGGUCCAAAUGAUCCUCUCGUGGCACUGACUAAGAUGUUCAAGCGAACACGAAAUAUCAAAGACAUUUUGGCUGCUGUUCUGGAUUCAGGCAGUGAAUGUGACGAGCUGUCAGAAAGUGAUGAGGAUGAUGAAAUUAACGAUAGUAACGGUGGCGACAGUUCAGAUCAUGAAAGCCAGUUCAGUUCUUCAGAUGACGAGCCGUUAGCUACACUUUCCAAUGCUGCUAAGCAGAUAAAUAACAAACGAAUAACAAAACAUCAAGCUCUUUUACAUUUUGUCGAUAACAAUCUUGUGAAUGAUGAACAAAAAAACGAUCGAAUUUGGAAAUUGAGGCCUUGGAUUGACUCACUGAGAGAAAAUGUCAACAGUGUUAGCAGCGAUGAAAAUCAAAGUAUUGACGAGAUUAUGGUGGCAUUCAAAGGUCGUUCAAUUCUGAAGCAAUAUUUGCCCAAAAAACCAAAGAAAUGGGGUUUCAAGUUAUGGGCAAGGUGCAGUUCAUCAGGAUUUUUGCACGACUUUGCUGUUUAUCAAGGAAAAGGAACUGGCAUCAGCGGUGAUAAUGGAGGCGACUUUGGUGUUGGAGGCAAUGUCGUGCUACAGCUAUGUGAAUCUCUGCCUCGAGGCCAACAGCACAAAAUAUUUGCUGAUAAUAUUUUCACAAACAUUGCCAUGGCAAGUGAACUGAAGGAGCGUGGAUUCCACUUUACUGGGACCAUCCGAGCCAAUCGCUGUCAUAAAGCCCCUCUAAAAUCAGAGCAAGAGCUGAAACGAAUGGGACGUGGUGCAUUUGAUUCUGUCAUUGAGACAAAAACCAACAAAUGUGUGACACUACUGUCCACUUAUGUUGGUACUGACCCUGUCAACAAGAUCAAACGGUAUGACAGAUCCACCAAAAGCUUCAUUGAUGUAGACCAACCAGCAGUAAUUGGAAUCUAUAACUCCAAAAUGGGUGGAGUUGAUCUGCUCGACAUGAUGUGCACAUUGUACAAGCGACAACUAAAGAGUAAAAGAUGGUAUUUAUACAUUUUUUACCAUACCCUAACCAUUGCAGUUGUAAAUGCGUGGUUCCUCUACCGCCGUGACUGCAAAUAUUUGGCUACUGUAAAGACAAUGCCACUGAAACCAUUUCAGGGCAUGGUCGCUGCUUCAUUAGUGAAGAAAGACAAUGUUGUACGUGGUCGACAUUCUGGUUCUACUGGCUUAACACCACCGCCGGCAAAGAAGCAACGAGUGAUGCCUGGACCAGUCAAUGACGCCCGCUACGACAAAACAGAUCACUUUCCCUUGCAUCAAGAAAAGCGUAUGGGUGUAGACUCUGUACCAAAGGCUAUACAAGUUGGAGGUGUUCCAAAUGCCUGGUUCAUUUGUGUCUGGUUCCCGAACGAAACUGCUUUGUUUCAUACCAUGAAAAACAUGGUAACACGUGACUGUGCCUUGUUUCAUACCAUGAAAAACAUAGUAACAUGUGACUGUGCCUAA